UUAGAGUGUCAGAGAGUUCGGGACAGUGUGCCAGCUUUGACUCGUGAUGCUUUCAAGGACGGGAACACCGGUGUUACACACAGCGUUGUAAAAUUGAAGAUGCUGAACCAUAAACUGACGGUAAUCAAUAUAAAAUCUGCAGAAUUAUAGAGCCACUCCAUGAAAAUAUACUAUUUCAAUCAUUUGUGCUGCAUAUUUGUGUUAAUGUACACAUACGUAUAUCUACACAAUUAGGGCUGCUCGAUUCUGACAAAAACCAUAAUCACGAUUAUAUGAUUGAUAACCUAUUGAUAAAACGAUUAUUUACUACCCAAGAUUUGACAUCUUCAGCUCAAGCAUUUACACGAAUUAAAACCUCUUUAAAACUUAGAAACUCUUUAUUCUUUGAAAAACAAUAAAUGGAAAAAAAAACUUUUGAACCUACCUUUUGUCCACCAAAGUGUGACCAAAUUAUUUAUUUUGAAGUCAUAUGCACUACUGAAAGGGACCAUGCAUCAAUUCUUCACCUCAUUUUCAGAGCUUUGGUUUAAUUUUGGUGAUGAUACUCACUAAACUGAAUGGCAGCUUUCACUGGUAUUUACCAUAGACUGUAUAUACUAUGGACAACUUGGUUCCGCCUUCUGCUAGUACACGGAUUUGAAGCCGAAAAGCUCUCAUUAAUUCUGCGUUUUUUCUCCACUUCCUGAAACCAACAUUGCGCAGUAGCAUUUUACGCAUUUGGCGGUAGAGUCGCAGAGAGUCACUGUGCUGAUGCUCGGCUCAAACAGCGUAUCCCCCGGGUGAGCUACGCAAUCUUUGUACACCCAUAGGCUGUAUCAAGUGUCAAUCAUGGAAAACAUGAACCCCCUAAUAACUUUUAAAAAUAGAGCUGUACAGAAAAAAGAGGACUUUAGCACAAACCAUUCUUACAGUAACUACAUGUCUACAUCGCAGGCAGGGAGAAAUAUUUAUAUUCUGUGUUCUAAAGUUUGUCCACAGCUCUAUAAGGAUGCCUAGAAGAGGCGGGAUUUAUGACCUAUACUGCAGCCUGUCACCAGAGGGUGCUGUUCUCGGGUUGGCUUCACCCAGCGAGGAGGCAGACUCUGUCCGUUCAAUACACACUCUGUGGUAUUUACCCUGUGUCAUAAAAUUGAAGGCUUUGAGCUUUUCUACUGCAGUGUUUCCAAGCGUUAAUAUAUUGUCCUUUAUAAUGUUAAGAAUUGAGCUUAUAUUUUAUUAUGAUUCAGAAUGAUGCCUUUCACUUAUUAGAACAGCAGCAAUUUGCUGGUUAGCCCUUGUGAUCACUACAGCCUCCCUCUCAUCGUGUUCAUUCUGUCCCUUGGCUUUUCAGGCACACACAGAUACUCACACCUGCCUCCUCCUGUUCCCCUUCCUGCUCUCCUCUCUCCACCUGUGGCUGCCUGAUAGAUUGCACCACUGUUGCAAUGUGUGAAGAUAAGAUGGUCCAUCAUUAAUCUUAGUGGGAGCCACAACUUCAGUGUGCUCCAAACUUUGUUUCACAUUGAUCCUUAUUGAGCUAAUGAGUCCAUGCUCUGCUUUUAAAGAGGAGAGAGAGGAUGCAUUUAAUGUAUGGAAGCAACAGGAGCAACAAAGCAGAGGGCACAAUAAUUGUUCAGUCUUGAUGAUCAUAUCUUUAUGACUGUGUGAAGGCAAAAUCAUAAUUAAAAUUAAAAAGGGAUCAGUUGCUCAGCCAUAUAGCCUAUAUAAAUAAAGUUGAGUUGAGUAUUAUAGGAAAUCUAUAGUAGUUUAAUUGUGGUAGCAACUGCCUGCCAGGCUGCUUUCAGUAAAGCCUCUCCAAGAGGACACUGAAAGUGGUUCACACUGUUUACACUGUAUAUAUUACAUCAUGUAUUGUAAUGUAUAGCAUCUUAAAAAUUGUGACAUGGCAGGUAGAGUCGCUGGACUGGUUCACACUGUUGACACUGUAUAUAUUACAUCAUGUAUUGUAAUGUAUAGUAUCUUAAAAAUUGUGACAUGGCAGGUAGAGUCGCUGGACUGAUGUCACACCCUGUCCGCUAAUUAAAAAAGGCAUUGAACUCAUUGAUAAAGUGUUGAAGUUCCCACAAGUCGGUACAGUCCAAAGCAGAAAGACUGUGUUGUGAUCUUUUGUGUUUUUGUUUUUUAAAAUUUUCUUUUACCUUUCCCCCUAUCCUCCUAUUCUCUACCAAUCCAGUAAGUAAGGAAGAGCAUCUAUUUGUAAUACGAGCUGUCAAUCAGUAGCUGUUUUAUAAAAAAAAAAAAAAGAUUUGAACUAAAUUAACACUUGGACAUGAAGUGGCCUGAUAAGAACUGACUAACAGAAAUCGUGUUUGAGUCAGAUUUAUUUGACAUGUAUUUUAAUUUUAUCGUUUGGACCAUGUUCCGUUUGUUAACAUGAGAGAGGCAGGGUAUGACCAAUAUUGUUGCCAGUCAGUAGGGAGUGAUCUGAGCUCCACAGUGUAGUGUCAAUUUUUAUAUACAGUGCACCUUAUCCUAAAACAGCAUAUUCAAUAGAAUCACACUACAUUUUGUUGGUCGGCAUAUUGUUAUCUCUUACAGUAUCAUAUUGUACUGCACAGUAUCUUGCGUUAUCACAGCUUUCGACAUUGUAAUAUAGUAUCUUUGUAUGGUAAAUGUACUCUGUCGUCUUCUGAGCACUUUCGCAUUACAAAUCACAUUCACCCAUUCACACCACAUUCAUACAUUGAUGGCAGAGCACUCAUCAGUACUAACUAACCUCAAUUACACACCACUGGGCCCAGCCGGCGGAGGAGUUUUGGGGUCAAGCGUCUCGCCCAGGGACACUCCCGCAUGUGGACAGUAGGACUUGAGGUCGAACCCCGACCCUCUGAUUGAGAGAAGAGCGAUUCCACCACCAAGCCACAGACGCCCUGCAAAGAGUGAAAUAUUUGAUCAUGUAUCACGUGAUAUUCAGUCAUAUUCUAUGGUACCAAUUAUAAUGCAAUCUAGUCAUAUUUUACUCAGUAGAACCGACAUAAAUGCUCGACUGCACCCUCAGUGGUCAUGUUGAGUUGUUCAUUUUUCAUGUACGCUCCACUGAGUUUGAUAUGACAAUAUAACAUAGCUCUUACAGUAAGUAAAGCCCCUGGAUUUUAGUUGCAGUCUCAGCAUGGUGAACCACUUUCUUUCCUUCGAUGCCCACAAACAACGACCACAGAGUUUUUGCUAUUGACGAGCACCACACAGAGAUUACACAAUACUGUUACAAUAAUUGCAUAACCUAACACAGGCUCCCAGAGAUAAGUAGGCCCUUUAGAUGAAGUGUGAGACAGUGACUGCCUGUGUGCCUGCUAUGUCAGAUCCAAACGCCUCUGAAACCUGCAAGAGGUUCCCAGAGAAAAAGAGGGAAGGAAAGAAGCAGUGAUGGACUGAUGCAAGCAUGGGGACAUUCAGCUUUUCAGUAUUCACAUCAUUAAAGCCUGCAUACUGUACCGUCUCUAUGAGAAAGACUCGCUCCACUGCAGAAAUGACUACCAGCAAGGUCUUUGAUGUUUUACAUACCAUCCAUCUGAUUCCUUGUUCUCAAAUUUCAAAAACUAAUUCGUAAUAGCUCAAUGUUUAAAUACUUCACAUUCAGGAACAACAAAUAACAAAUAAUGUAGCCCUCUGAUGUAUUUCUUUAACUAAGUUUAAACACCGAGAAAUGAAUUUGACACUAGUUUUGCAUCAUAUUCAUUACAAAGGAUACUGAAAAGGUUUGUUAACAAUGCAAAAGCAUACACAGAAAUUUCAAAAGCAUGCAAGGACACGCACACACACACAAACAAAAAAAAGAGAGGCAUCUAUUCAAGUCACUGAAUUUGAUGAUUCAUAGAAUCAGUGACCUAAGGCUUGGGACACUCUCUGCUUUUGAUUUGGAGUUAGGAGACAAACCCCCCUCAAGCCAUAAGACUCCAUUUACUACUGCUGGAGAGCCGAGGAGCACUUAGCUUAAUGUACGGGACAGUAGAGUGACCCUUAUACACACACAAACACACACACAGUCCACUGUGCAUGCAUACCAAUGCUCUCUCUUUCUUCCACAAGUCUUUCUGUGGUAACACACAAAAGAUGCUCAUGAAUAAGAGCCUUUUUAUCCAAGGGAAAAUACAAUUAAUACUGUAUUCUCAUUUUGUGGAGCUUACAGGUUCAACACUGACAUGUGUAAAGAGUAGCUGUCAAAUUGAUUAAUUCCUAUGUCACACUCCGUGAAUGUAGCCUGAUAUUGGUUGUAAGUGACAGUGUUAUAAUCCCAUACAGUCCUGCUGCCAAAGCAAUUCAUGGCCCUGUUUAUCCGAUUUAUUUUCCCUGUAAAUUGUGCAGCUUGUAAUGUGUAUCAGUGAUGUAUACAUAUGAAUGUCAUGCAUUUUCUUCUUUUUAACAAAUUUUGAAAUAAUUCAUACAGUACAAAUGUUGCACGACACUUGUUUCUAUUAAUAUAUUGCAGAAGACAAACUACAAUGAAAACGAAAUGAUAACAAUUACUUUGAUAUAGCUAUAGUUUGUCCCACUGACUUGGGAUAGAAAAUGGACGUUACUCAUGCUGGGCCAGACCUCUUUGAGAAAUGACUGGCGAGGUGGAGGUGGACUGGAACAACUGUCUGCUGCUUAUCGUCAUCCAGAUUAUAAGAAAAGGAUGUGGACACUAAGGGUAAUUGUUUUUGCUUUGAGGAUAUAGAAGCUCAGGCUAACUGAUUUAGUCCCUGUCUUCUUUUACAGGCCCUUAUGCUCAUCUGCACUUAUAUAGUCGACCACGCUGUUUGGUAUGUAUGUAUGUAGAUUUUGCAUACAUCUUUCUAGAAGGAUGUGUCAUGACAUGAUGAUUGUUGCCUGGUGCCUUUUUGUAAAUAUUAUAUCUAAAAACAAUGCAGCUAUGGUGUGUGUACAAGUGCCAGCACAUUUGGUCCCCAGCAUUCUGAAAGCAAAACAAAAGGACGCUGGUGUCACAGAUACAGAGAUGUGAUGGAUUAGCGUGUCCCAAGGGGGAAGUCCAGCUCCAUCAAAAUGUAAUGAAAACUAAUUUGAAAACAGCAGGCAGCUGCGAAUAACUGGAAGAUGAGUUCUGGCAACAUUACAUUCACAGAGAGGUCAUCAUUGUCUGGUAUGAGAGAAAAAUGGGUUGAUAACAUUACGAUUGAUGAUAGCACAUUAGUUGUUGUCUACAGGAGUUAUGGCUGUCUGUUAAUACGCCUGACUUAAAAUCGAUCAGGGGCAGAAAGAAUUUUACGCCGAGUUUGUAAUCUGGUUUCACAAUUGUAAUGCAAGAAAUGGAAAUCGCAUACGGAAGACAAGAGCAUAGGACCUGAAAAUAUAAGAGGAAUACAUUACAGACCGGAAAACCUACUGUAAGAAAAAAGUUCCUCAACAAAGUCAGCCUGUAUAAGCACAAAACAUUAUUUCCUAAUUUCUGCUCUGUCUACCAUUGCAAAGUCCUGAAUAGUCUAACGUACCUGAGCUAAAAUACCAGAGGGUAGAAAGUCAAAUGGAUUGUGAUUAUUGUCCUGGAACAGAUUGAACAAGCUAUGAGAGAAGAAUGUGAGCUGAAUCCCAUUUUGACACACAAGCACAGGUGCAUUUCUUUUGCUGUAAGGAAGGUGAAAUUUACAAAAGGGGCUUAUAAAAAUAUAUUACUUUAGUCUUAAAAAAAACACGUUUUACAGAGUACAUCUAUCUUUAUCUGUUGCCUCAUCUUAAACCGAUUUUUAUGUUAAUGUUUAUUACUCUAUUUAUGGUUGCAUUAUGUUGGUCUGAGGUGAAAUGUGUCGCAUAUAAUCUGUAUAACAUAUGUGAGGAAAAUAGUGAGUAUUUUACAAACAUACAAACUGAAAUUUAAUCUGACGAAAGAUGUCCAACCAGCCCUUGCUGAAAUGGUUUAAAUAAAAGUUAAGAUGCAGUUAACAUCAGUGGUCCGAUGAAAAAUCAGAGAAACUGACAGGACAAGCUGGGGUGACAAAAAAUCAGCCUAACAGAGAAAAAUGUGAUGAACACAUCACCAAAACCUCCCAAAGCAUGUGAUUCAUCUGCUCUGAAACCGAGUAAGUAAUCUGAGGGAGCUACACUUUCUGUCAUUCAACAGGAAACCUCCAUUCCCCACAGAGCAGUAAGGAUUAUCCUCUGUGCCUCAUGCUUCUGCUACGGAUUCAUGCUUACAUCAACUGUCAGGACAUGUAAUAAUGAAAUCUGUGUGUGCAUGUGUAUGUGUGGUAGAGAGUGUCAAUGCAAGUCCUUGCUGACAAGUCACCAGUAUUUAUUCAAGAUAUGUAUUUAAUGUAAAAUCUCUAUCAUACAUGUUUUGACCUCUUGAAUAUCAUGUCAGUCAUCAACACUUUGAGACUAGUGUAUUAAACGUCUGCUGUUAUUCUAUUCUUAGCAUACUGUCACCAGUGUCACUUCCCUGAAUAACCCCAUUUCAAGGCCAAUGUCCUUCUCAAACAAUGCUGAGUGUACACCUUCGGACAGUGACGUACUCUCAGCACUUAGCCAGGUGGUGAGGAGGCUCCAGUCCAGCAGUACUGCCUGCAGCUCUGCCACGACUGAGAGGGACCAUAUGUCUCCUCUCUAGAGAGUCUGUCCCAUCUGAGGGCUGCCAAGCCCUUAGGCCUCUCCCACAUAUGUGACUUAAUACUGUUAAGCACUGCAUGACUUCAGGGGGUUCAGUAUUUUUUGUACUUAAGUGUGUAUUUGCCUUAUGAACAAAAGAGGCAUGGCCACGGGGAGGUUCACAGGAUGGUGGUAUUCCCCAAAGACUUAUACCUUCUUUAGAAGACAGGUAAGGUUUGUGUCUGGUAACAGUGUUAAUCAGCUUAUCCUUUUCAAGCAUGUCAGGCUAUUCGUGAAACACGCCUGUCUUUCUGAAUGGGUGUAGUUUUUUUUUUUAUUUAAAAAAAAAAAAAUUCAGAGCUUAAAUGUAAAUAUGUGAGAGAAAAAAUAUCUCUGUGAAAUGUUACGUUGUGUUCAGACUCUUUAGCAGGGUCUUCUUAAAAAAAUUAUUUUAUUUGCUGAUCUAUCUAUCUAUCUAUCUAUCUAUCUAUCUAUCUAUCUAUCUAUCUAUCUAUCUAUCUUGUGAGAAUCUCAGACAACAACAAGAGCUUUGUCAUGUAUUUUGCUGAGGAGAGGCAUGCUGUGGUCGGCUCGGCUUACGCUGUCAAUGGAUGAUCCUCAAGUUGUUCCGUUUACAGUUACCACGGAAACACUCUACCCAAUCAGGGCCGAUUUAGAACGGCGCUGGGGAAACAGCAGCCAAUCAUAGAGUGUUUUGUUUUAGAGUGGGCUAGUUUGAAACAGCAGGGCAAGCGUUUUCCAACUGACGGAAUAACUCCAGAAGCUCACCAAGAACUAUCUGUCUAAAAAAAGGUAGAGACUAAAGAAAGCAACUUCGAUGUGACUUUUUUUUAUCUGUGUUUAAAUUAGGUAUGUCAUUUCGUAGCUCGAAACACAGUAUAGAUAAUGGAAAACAACAACAGGAAGCGUGAAUCCCUGCAAACACAAAUCACGGAGGCUUCAGUUACUGUAGGGAAAUCUACAAAAAAGACAAACACUUUUUUAGAGGCUUGUGUGGUGUGUUUAGCUAGUAGACACGAAUUUGUAUUGGUACUAAAAGGGACAAUACAAUUUUGCUCGCCUAGCCACAUCCCUUGUGUUUAGUUUUUACAGAAGUUAGUCAAUUUCAUAAACUAAAUGUAAAAUAAAACGUGCUGCAACAGGUGAUAGGCUGCUACAUGACGACGAGCAAAAAGUAGUACUGCUGUUGUUGACUGUAUUGACUUAAAACCACCCUACAUGACUUCUAUGUCAGGUUUACACGUGGCCUAGCUUUGUGUACUGGUGAUACAGAAUUUUGCAGACAGUCAUUGCUUAAUCUAACGCAUUUCUUACCAUGGUUACUGUAGAUGUCGUCGGAUGAAGAGGAGCCAACCAGCCCUGUUCUGCCGAAGGACUCUGACCGGGGCAGCUCUGUCUCCUCUGAGCUCCAGGUAAUGACAGAGACGUUUGUGACACGUCUUUAGCUCAAAUCUAUAAAUGCAAACACACAACAGACAAGUUUCACAAACACCAAGUUUCAGUUGAUAAUCUAAACUACUGAUUGGAAAUCAAUAACAAAAGAAAUCACAGCCCACUGAACAGUUACAAUAUCCAUGGACUUGCUUCUGUUGCUCUGUGUAAUGGAUUUACUUGAAAACUCACCAAGCUUCUUCUUCUUCUUCUUCUUCUUCUUCUUCUUCUCUUAUGGAUUGCUUAUGGACUUUUUAAUGACGUGUCAAAGGAUGUCCACACCAAAAACAAAACAACAUCUGUGUCUUGAACCUGUACUUAUUCAUACAUAUGUUUUCAAUUUAAUAAAACUUUAAAUGACAAAAAAUAAAUUAAUAAAUCAUUGAGCUAUCAAAAUAUAUAUCAUAGAGCUUCACGCUUUGAGUGUGACAGUCACACAAUAUGACCUAUUCUCACACCACGCUUGACAUUUCCCACGCUUAUAUUCACCCAUUCAAUACUCUGUUUUAUUUUUUUCAUGAUAAUAAACUUUGCUUGCCGUUGUUCGAGUAACCAUGAUUGACUGACAGAGAUAACCAAUCCCAGACCAAUCCAUCAGCCCUUCUAAAUCGUCUUUAAUGCUUUUUACCCCCUGAACUGCUUUUUCAGUAAAUGUAUUUUGUUUUAUGUUAUGAUGUAUGGCAGUGUUUUAAAUGCCUGUGCCUGCUGCAAUCCGAUUUGCCCAUUUUGGGACAUAAUAAAGUUGAAGUGAAGUGAAACACCGAAGGCACCACGCAAUAUAAACCAAUCAGUAGAAACGUAAGGCAGGUCUUGGCGUUUCUGUCAUCAAGGCAUCAAAAUCUGCUACAAACUCCACAAGACAUGUCCCCAGCUAAAUGACGGAGAGUUGGUUGAAAUGCAAUACUGACAAAUAAAUGUAUUUUGUGAACAUUCUUGUUACAAUUUUCAUUUCUAAUUUCUGGUGAAUUGAGACUAGCAUUAGGAGGCCACAGUGCAGGGAGAGCAGCUGGCAUGGAGGUGAGGGCAUCAGUCUUCAUGUAUAAAUCGACGUUAAAAAGGCCAAAUUUUUCGAUGAAUACAUCAUAACGCUAAAGUCUCACUCUUGUCAUUUUCUGAAACUUGGCAGCCCUGAUAUCAUAAGACACUUUUCAACUCUUCAUCAACAGGAUGAGUAUGAGGAGCUUCUCCGUUAUGCUGUGGUCACCCCAAAGCUCGAGACGUUUACAGCUGCUCACAUACAGCAGCUGAGCACCUCACAUCUGUCUGCAGAUGGUCGGACUUCCCAGAGAAAAGAAGAACCCAAAUCCCAGCGCCCAGCAGGUAUCUCCGUUUUCUAAUGAGUGCAGAACACAGUCAUUCACACAUAUUUCCUUAAGCUUCUCUGACAGAGACAUAUCUUGAGCUCUAACAGACACUGCCCUCGUCAAAAGAUCAGCUGUCAAGACGGAUUUGGCAUCACAACAUGAAAAAAUUGUAGUCUUUUACCAGCCUCAUAUUCUCAUCUUGUAAACCAGUCUAGUCAUGAUGGAUACGAUACCAGUCUGUCAGAUCAUUGUUCCUAUCUCUUUCCACUGUGAUACCCACAUCUUAAACAGUCCAUCAGCCCCCCUACCCCCCCAGCUCCAGCUCCAGCUGCAGCUCUCAUCAGAGGUUUAGUGCUUUAACUGUCAUGGAGUAGUGCACAGGGAUGUAGAGAGCAGACAGACGCGAUUGGUAAUGAUCUCCUGGCUCUCUGCCCAUACUGCUCUUUAGAGUGCAGCCUUUCUCCACCCCCCUUGCAGGAUUUAAUUAAGAUAUUGACACAAAUGCAUUCCUGGACAAGGAGCCGUGCUUCUCUUAUUCAGCAUUCUUCCCAUCACCUUUUCUCUUCUUAACUGUCUUUGGUUUUUGGCCUUCCUUUCACUGCUUACCCUUUUGAUUCUUCUCUACUCUUGUGGUUUAAAACUGCAAAAUACACUAGUUUCCUUUUUAUUGUCUCUGUGCCUCUCUGUUGUCUGUCCUAUCCUCCUUAAGAUGCUGCCACUGAAACUAAGGAUGGAAGGCUUUCUGUUAGGAGUGUGAGAUCAUCACCUGCCUCCCCUGUGAUUGUUGAGCCCCCCACACACUCAGGAGCCUCUCAUGGUAAACUACAUCCAACAUACAGUUACGCUAAAUGGUUUGGCCUUUAAAAAGCUUAUAUUAAAUUAUUGUAUUCAUUUGUAAAACUGCUUCAUUAUCUAAAUAGUUUCAUUUUUUAUUCUUUUCACUCCAGCUGAGGAGACGGAGGGUCGAUCAUCUGGCAGGGCGUCAGUGCUCUCAAACACUCUCUCAGACAGGUUACAGACACCAUCUGAUCUGGAUCAAACAGCCCAGACCCCCCUCGAGGCCACUGUGACAGAGCUUUUUAUCUCAGAGGAGAACAUUUGCAAGAUGGAGAACAUUCUGGAAAUGUGGAGCCAGAACCUGAAAGUUAGUCUACUUCCUCAUCCUGUCCUCUCCUGGUUUUUCAUUUUACGUCUUAGAAUUGCUUUUCUUAGAGCUGACCACUGAUACCGUCUUGUGACUAUAAGGAGAACUGAUUUUUUACUUAAGAAUAUUCACAGUUAUGAAAAAGAUGUCUUGUGUUUUGAGUAGUUUUCAGCAAACAGGGAGAAAUGUUGAUUGAAAACUUGAAAUAGAGAAACUGCAUUGGCUAUCUAGUGCUAAGAGUGUGUUAAACUGCUCAGAUUGGUGGUACGGUCUACUGUCGAACACCGUAAUAAUUCAACAUUUUUGCUGUCUGCGGCAUGCCUGUUUUCAGAUCAGUUUUCAGAAAGUUACAAGCGACUCAACUGCACAGUCUGUUUUUUAAGAAAGAAAUCAAUGUAAGGAGGCAUUUAAAAUGAGAGUAAUUAAACACAAGAAGUACUGCAGAUAAUGUUAAUGGGUAUUGGUGAGGAGGAAGUCAGAUUAUGAAGAUGUAAAAGGUAUGAGUCUAAGAAAGACCCAUUGAAUAGGCUGACAGCUCCACUCUUCAAGGUUACAAGUGACCUUUUAAUCAUGUGUCUGAUCCUGGAGGGGUGAGUGCCUGGACAUGGAUGUCUUUCCUGCCCUUUUCUUCUUAAGUUGCUCUGCUCACUCAUGGAGGGCAGAUGGCAACCAAUCAACUGCAUAGUGUGUCUUAUAAAGAGUAUCUUUAAAAAGACAGUGAGGUCCUACAUAUUGUAGCAGAGGAAUAAUUCAGACAGUCACGUUUAUGGCUGGUUAUGUUUAUUCCAUUACUUUUAAUUGCUACUGUUGGAUUAAAACAACAAAAGAAAACUAGAGUGGUGUCUGCUGAGUCUCUAUACUUUGCCUUUUACUAAGGAAACCCUUGAUUACACCUGUAGUUCACUGAUUUUUGGAAGUGAUUAAAGAUGUUUAUACACCUGUCCAUAUUUACCUAACCUGAUCACACUGUGAAUGUCCCACCCACUAUCUCCUCAUUAGACAAACGUUCUGACAGAGCUCAGGAAGUGGAAGCUGGCAUUCAAAGAGCAACACAAGCUGGAAAUGAGGAAAGAGAAGGAGAGGCAUGCAGCCGAGACAGCUGGCCUAAAGUCAGAGCUAGAAAGUCUGAAGGGGCUGCUACAAACCUACGAGACCUCCAACCAGAGAAAAGAUGAGGUGAGUACAUGUGGCUUUAUUCCCUUCCUCCAGAAUGUGAAAGUUUCCAGACUUAGAAAAGGAUUUUUAUUGAUUUAUUGUAAGACUUGCAGUCGGGUUUUAUCUAAGUUUUAACCAUCAAGCUCAUAUGUGUACCUUCACGUACCUUUCUUACAUUUAUGUUCAUUUAGGUGAUUGCAAACCUGAGCCAGGUGUUGGACAGACAGAAAGAAAGGCUUGAAAAGAUGAGGGCUUUCACUCAUUGGAGACUCCAGCACGCUGAGGCUAAAGAAGAGGUAAACUGAUAAUAAUGUGGUGUUUCAACAUGAAAACCUAUUUGCUGUGGGAUUUACAAAGGGAGUGGGAGGGUGUCACAGGCUCCUGUAUGGGUGAGGGAAGGCUGUUAUGACAUAAAGCUUUCAACUCAACCAUCUUGUGUAACACACUCUUGUCUCUCUGUCCAAUUUUUUGAACUAAGAUAAUUCUCACAGAUUGUGUAAGUUUGGUCAACGGGGAAGGAAAGGCUUUUUAAAUGUGAUUUCUCUCUGUGAAGUUAACAAUGUUAGAUUACUGUCACUCUAGUGCAAAGGUUUAUGCAAAUCAUCAGUCUCUGCUUGAGGCACUGAACCAUAAGUCAGAAUGUCACUACUCACUGAACAUGCACAUGUUCACAUAAUAACACAAAAUAUCUCCACCUACAAAAGUCUCAUGUGAAAUCUGGUCAUUUUCAUGCUGUACUGCAGACCAAAAAAAACUGCAAUACUGAUGUAUUCUUAAAAAUUUAUGUGAAGGCCUCCACAAUCACAAAAAGGCUGUUAUUGCCAUUUUCAUACAACUGAGACAUUUGUAGAUGGCACGCAUUUCUGUCUAAAUAAUGACGAAGGACUAUCACAAGAGGAAAUACACAUCACCUCCACAAGAAAGAGCCAUGGGUGUAAUCAUUUUUCGUGAUUUUCAUGCUCUUGUGGCUUCCUCGCAGGCUCAUGCCGCUCAAGCAGCACGGCAGCACUACAAUAUGCAGCUGAAGAAGAAGGUGUGGUUGGGUUGGCACUCUUUGGUCCAAAAACACUGGAAGGUAAAACUGGAGCGAGCCUGCCGUGCAAGGGCUGAGGAGGUCUGCACCCACCUGUCGUCCGAAUACGAGGCAAAGCUGGCAGAGGUGAAUAAGAGAACUAAUGCAUUAACUUUAAAAUUUAGUGACAAGGAAUAAAGUGAAAUAGAGAAAACUGUCUUGUAUUAAUAAUGUAACUCAAAGGCCCAAGAUAGACAGACAGAUAAUAAAUAAGAGUCGUUGUCAGCAUGCUGUAAACUGAUGAGAAGACCGAUUCUCUUCAUACUGUCUCCGCAGCAUUGUGAUGCUAUUGAGAAGGCCCAGGCUGAGAUUCAGAGGCUCCAACUUGAGCGGGAGCGCUAUGAGGAAUCCAUGAAAAAAGCCUUCAUGAGGGGUGUCUGCGCUCUCAACAUUGAGGCUCUUGGCAUGUUCCACUCUUCAGAAGGACGACAACAGCAGCCCCCACUUCACGAUCAGCAUGGUUUGUAACAGAAUUACUAUCACCCUAUUUUUAGUGACUACCAUUUUGAAUCAAGAAGAUCAUAACACCCUGCGCUGGUUCCAGCUCCUCUUGUCCCCCUGACUACAAAAAUAGACCCCUGCUCUAUAAAACAAACCACAAAGGCAUUGUAAGCCUUGUGUCUGUGCUGCAUUGAUUUAAAGCAGCCGUUACGACUGAAACACCAUUUCUCCAUGGAGUGCCACGGUGAGUCAUUGACAACUGUGUAGAUUUAUGAAUCAAUGAGGUAGAAAGAGACUUUGUUGUUUUCUUGAAGUCACUCACUGGCUCACCUGAUGAGGGGAUGAUUCUGGAUGUGCAGACUGAGGUGGACUCCUUAACUGGCUGUAGAUAUGGAAUAGUCAGAUAAAAGUAUUUACAACAAUGAAGACCAGGUGAAGUCACUGCAGCCAAUUUAAGAAGCAGCAUCAGGACAGCAGCUCCGUAUUAUAUGGGGCAUUUUACACCAGAUUCACCUUAAUUCUUUGAUAUCAUUGCAGCUCGCACUAAAAUUUACUCCUUGUCAACAGAAUGUCACACAAAAAGCCCAGCUUUGUCAAAUAAGCUGACAGCUCUUCUGUGCUGAAACGCUUUUAUGUUCCUGCUGAAGCUGGUAGGACACUAAUUUAUACAUGUACAAAAGCUUUGUAGCGUGGUUUUCUGCUUAUCCUUCAGUUUUUUGAGUUUAUUACCUGUUUACCUCAGUGUUUUCCCAGAAAUAAUGGUCAUCCAUCUCCUUCUUUACAUUAUCAGUAAUUCAAACAAGUGAGCCAGAUUUCUUUGAAUUUAUUAUUGUUUUUGUUUUGUUUUUUUAAGUUAAACCAUUCCACAGAAAGACUAUUUCAAAUAGGUUAGAUAUUUAUUUACAAGAUGCCACUUCAAUGUUCAGUAAUUCAAUACAUUAUUUUUGUCACGUUCAUAAAUAUUUACCAAGAAUGUCUUAAGAAUUGUUUCUCAUAUUUUUGCUUUCAUUCUAGUUCCACGAGAUGAACCUCCAUCACCGGCUCAACCGCCACCUCGUUCUGCCUCCUCUGCACAAUUCAGCCCCGUCCACUUGGACCCAUCCCACAGUGAAGUGGAAGAUGUGGUGAGAUACUUAAAAAUUCAGACAAAGAGUAACAUGAAUUUAUAAACCGCAGUUCUUUAUUGUCAUAGUUUAAUUACUUCUGAAGGUGUCUGGCAGGGUUAACUAAUCUAUCACUCAAAGAAUUUUGAAUGUCUUGUUUCAUCUUUCAAACUUUGUUGUUUUGUUUGAGUCUAUUUUUACAUUUUGAAACAACACUAUACUGUUCUCAUGUAGAUGCCACAAAGGCACACACAGUUCUGUAUUAGCUUGAAUCUCUCUGUUUUGACUGGCCGUACUACGACUAAGCUUCUGUCAACCUCUAUCUUGCUCCCGUUUCCCCUGACUCUCUGCUCCCAAGGUGGGCUCUGGUGCUUCUGUGUCCAGAGAGGACGUACUCCCUCCUACAACUGUUGUCCACAGCUCAUUGCCACUUGGUGGCACUGCAACUACCCAUAAACAGGUUAGCACCUAUUGAUCCACUGACUUUGGUUGAAGAUGAAUGAUAAUACAGUUGCUAUAGCAGCUCUAUGUGACUACGAUGGAAUUCAUUAAAUAAUGGUUUCAGUGAGUCGAAUAAAGUCACCAAAUAAGCUGUACUAUACAUCAGCCACUCCUCACUGAAUUAUCUCCUUUUUUUACAACAUAUCUCUCAGGUCAGUGGUCGUGUUGUUAUAUCCGGUCAACAAAAACCCUCCAAGAUUGUCACAGCUCGCAUCACUGCACAUGCUGAUGUUGCUAAGGCAGCACGCCGUAACCUCCAGGUGAUGGGUGUGGCUCCACCCAUGAGCUCAGUAAUAGUUGAACGCCAUCACCCUGUCACACAGGUAUGGAAAAGAGUACAUUACUGCUGUCACUCUCUCUCUGACGUAUUACUGUAUGUCCAAUUGUUAUCAUGCAUGUACUCAGAGUUAUCCAAGCUGAGAAAUAACUGUUCCUCUAUCAUUCCUACAGCUCACAGUCGGUCAGGCUACUGCAGCAAAGUUUCCACGCUCAUCCAAACAUGGCCACAGCUCCACCAAGGGCAGGAGCUCCUCAAAAACGCACACUAGCACAUGCCAUAUUCAUUCCAUCAAAGUGGUCGACUGACCAGACACACUUAUCUCUGAGGAAGGUUUCUCUUGUCUGGAUAUUAAAGAAUUUUAACAAUCUGCCAUUAUUUUCUAGAUUUUAAAUAAUUGUUUCAUUGGUAUCAUUCAGCACCCUUGUGCAGUUUCUUAAGCAACAAGAUUUUUCUCAGGAAAGCACUACACACAGGUAGAGCUGCAUAUCUGAAUGUUUUUGAUUAUUAGCUGCAGAAUACAAAUGUAUCUCAGUUAAAUAGUUUUAAAUUAUGCACAACUGUUGAGUGAACUUAAAUGUGUAAAUAUGACAUGUUUAAAUGCAUGUUUUUAUUUUAAUUGACUGACCGUCCAACACCACAGAUUAUUUGCAUUAUUUAACCAGCCAAAGCCAAAUGUAAAUCAUCUGAUGGACUUUUUAUUUUUCAAAUAAAUUAUUUUACAAGUGACUUUAGUUAUAUAAA
Xyrichtys novacula (pearly razorfish) is the source of this 15712-nucleotide messenger RNA. NCBI's taxonomy places the organism in Eukaryota, Metazoa, Chordata, Actinopteri, Labriformes, Labridae. The record is from the annotation of a GenBank genome assembly.